GAUCAUGAAUAUUCAGGGGAAGUAUUUUCGGGCACUCUAGCAGACGAUGCGAGCUCCGGAAAAUCGUUCCGUUACCUGAUCUCAUUGGCGCUCACUGGGAUGCCUUUCGCCCUUUGGGAAAGCGUUCCUAAACGCGUCGUUUUAAAAUUCGACGUCGCCAUCUCGUUUCCUCCUCGCAGGACGAAUUAAGUGAAUCCUAGUUUUAAUUCAAAUAAUAUCUCGGAUAGGGCAAUGUUUACGAGUAUUUCCAGUUGCAGCGGACCUGCACAUCGGGAGCGCGGGGAAGGGUGGAAAAGCGUAGAGUGGACGCCAUUGUCGGAAAUCGUCAGCGCCAUAUUUGAAUUCAACAAGUAGCCCAAGUGUACCAUGGCUACGCAACUCCCGGGUCUGUUACGUCUUGUUUGUCCCCUUUUUUCCUCCGUGACGGAAAUACCUGGGGAGAUUUAAUUUCGACGAUGGUUGGAAAAUGCGAUGUCGACUGGGUUACCAAGGAUCCGUACGUCAGGGUCGCGAAGACGGGGAGACGAACGUAACAUGUCGGAGAUCACUUGUGGACGCCAUUGUCGGUUCGCGAUAAUUGAUUGGUCACGCAGCCGGCGGUGUUGGAUGUUUUUCUCGGAUUUGCCCGCCGGGCUGCGGUUUCCGUGGGCUUUCGCUCCCCGGAAAGACGCGGAGUAUCGGGACGCGAAUGCCCCGGCCUCGCUUGCAUCCUGGCGGCGGCCAUCUUGGCAUUCCCUAAGUGCAUAAACAAACGAGGUCGGCGCUGCGGUCGAGGUUAACUGCAUCGGCGAGCGCGAGAUUUGAAUGUCGGAUUUCUUCGGAUUAAUUAUACGCCCGUGUGUACAGAUUAUAUCGCUUAAUUCUACGACUCCAAUGCGAUUUUAACCUCCUUCCCACCCGUUAGGAGGUCAAUAUCUAAGUACCUCGUGCGUCUUUCAUCCUUUUACGAGGUUUACAAAAGCGGUCCCGAAACGCGGCCGGGUGACAAUCGCGAUACACCUUUGUACGCUUAUUUUCGUCCCGCGGGGGGAAAACGGGGACCCAUGCGCAAAUGGAUAUGCACGCCCGAGAAAGUGACCGACGUUGACGACGGGUUAUUAAUAGCCACGGUCUACCGACAUCCCGCUACGCGAGAUAAACAAAUCCUCCCUAUGUCCGUUCUAGGGAAUCUUCCUGAAAGUUUCAAACUCAACCCUCUAGAGCGAGACUUCGUCAGGGCGAAAAUCAACUCCCGCUCAGACUCGCGCGAGUAAGAGCCGUCUCUAUAAUAAUUUAAUAAGCAUAACAAAGAGCGUCUCAGUCGCACUCGGCGCGUUUGGAGCUUCUGCGUCAUCGAACCGAACUAGACGGAACGGCUUUAACGGUCAACAGGAAGUGUAACCAGGGGAAAAGAUAAAAAGAAAGUGGGAGGGCUCCGUUCGUUCUUUAUAUUCCGACCGCCAUGUUUUCUUCCGCUCCGGAACGCGUACGCGGACAUUCCGCGUGUGCGGGACGCGACGACGGAAUGGGCGCUCGCGCCUCCCGGCGGAUCUUUUAUGCCACGCGCACUCAUCUUCGUAGCGGCACGCGCAACCGCGUUGCCAUGGUAACAAACAGGGAGUCGCGUUGCCUGGCAACGGCAUCCCGCAUCGAUGCUCCUACGUGGCCUCCACGUUCCGCAUCGCGAGACGUCAGGCGCUAUCCCGUCAGAUUCCUUCCGGACGUCUCGAAGUGAGUCUGAGUAUUUUUUUUUUCUCCCGGACCCGCAGACGGGAGAAAACUCGGAAGCCAGUACUUUUUGGGGUUAGGGUUUUAUUGACACCCGGUGUUCCGUGACACGUGACAUUUGGGACUCUGGAAAAGUGAGGUUAACCGAUACCGACAUGUGGCGAGCGAGAUGAAGGUCGAGCGUGAAACAGCUUUGACUACAGUACCAUUUGCGAGAUGGCUCCGGACAGGCCCGACACGGCAGACAUGGAGACCGCGAUGGGUCUGACCAUCACGCGAGUCUUCAGUCUCAGAGAGGUGUACACGCUGAAGGAGGGGGACAACGCGAGCACCUUCGCGGAGACGAGCUCGGCGGAUGAGUUCAACGAGGAGGCGAGUCCCAGCGAGAAGUCGGUAGACAAGAACGGCCAGUCCGACGACGACCUUACCUCUCUCAGCUGGCUGCACCAGCAGAACCUCCUCAAGGGCCUGGAGAUCUCGAAUCCCUCGAAGAACGCCAAAAACGAGAACGCCCUGAACAACAACGUGUGCGAGGACAGUGCCGACCUCUCCGAGAACACCAAUUCCGUGUCGAGCCUCGACGAAAAUUAUUCUCCAGAGAGCAACGGGAAGAGUAGUUCCAGUUCUACACAGGGACAGUGUUACCAGAACAACGGAAGGGGUUACCAGAAGUCCUCGCAGAACCUUCAGGAGUCUAUCAAGAGUCACUACGAUACGGCCCAAAGUAAUCAGGCGAAGAUAUCUCUGAGCAACAAUAAUCUGCCGGUCUCGAAUCGCAACAAACACCCGACCCACAUACCUUACGAUCCUCAUUUGCAUAGAAAUAGCAAACCACCGUAUUCGUUUUCCUGCCUGAUCUUCAUGGCGAUCGAGGACAGCCCCGUGAAGGCCCUUCCCGUCAAAGAGGUGUACGCCUGGAUCCUGGAUCACUUCCCCUACUUCAGGAACGCACCCACGGGCUGGAAGAACUCCGUCAGGCACAAUCUGAGUCUGAACAAGUGCUUCCGCAAGGUGGAGAAGGCUCCGAAUUUAGGCAAGGGAUCGCUGUGGAUGGUGGAUGCCCAGUACAGGCCGAACCUUAUCCAAGCCUUGUCGCGGGCGCCGUUUCCUCCCCCGACCGCUCAAAGUAUUUCCUCCCCCGAAAAAACUCCAAGAAAGAACAUCGGAGCACGUCUUCCGGAUCCGGUCCUCUUCCCUUAUCUCUCGAAAAGGCUCGCCUCCAGCAACAUCGGCGACAGCCCGGAAGCGGAAGUGGACAGCGACGUGGACGCGGCCGCUGCGGCGAUGCUCUCCUUCAAACACGGCCCUAUCAUCCUGAACCACAACAAAGAUCGCAGGAGGAAGUUAAUGGAACCCGAGAAGCUAGUCCCGGUCAUCACGAGGAGUUCCAGCGAGGACCAUACGUACAGCUGCAUCACGUCGAUUAAGUUGGAAAGUAAGAGGUGUUCCGGAGUGGACGUGACCGGGACGGACUUCGACGAGCAGCGGAAGAUCGCGGAGGGUGCGGAUGCGUUGCUCAACCUGGCCGGCGUCAGCACGGCUCUCGGCCACGGGAGGCCACAGCACGUUUCUCAGGGUGCUCAUACGCAGAGCGCGGUCACCAGGGUCGAGGAGACGUCGCGGAUCAAGAGGAGGUCGGCUCCGAGCGAAUAUCCGAGCUCGCCCGAGAAGAGACGCAGACGUUGGCGCGAGUGGGACGAGGGCAACCGGCAUCUGAAACAGAAGUAUCAGAGAGUCCCGUCGCGACGCGACCUGAAACCUUUCUACGACCGAAUUGGGCAACGAAGAACGAAAAGCAAAAUGGCGGCGGUCGGUAGCACGACUCACGGGGAACCAAUCGGAGCGCGGCGUCGAUGGGGCUGCGCGACGUGGACGCUCUGGAGGAAUGCCUUGCGCAGAACACGAAAUGGCUACUUUUAUGGGAGCGGAUGGACUAUACACAAUAUUAUUUAAUAUAGGGAGAAAAAGUGAGAAAGAAAGCGAGAGAGAAAGAGAGAGAGUUUAAUUAACUAUAAUAGAGCUCUAUAAUAGGUUUCUUCUGUAGAUAUGUAUAGAGAUGCGGUUGAUUACCAUUCGAUAGAGAGAUCGAUAAUAUAUUUGAAAACGGAAGAUAUAUAUAUAUAUAUAAAUAAAUACAUACUCGUAUGUAACAAGCAUCGCGAAAUAAGAGACACACACGGUCGUACACGAGGCGCGUCGCGGCGUCCGCUCGAGUGGGACACCCCCGGCGACGCGACGCUGGUGCCGCGAACUUACAAAACUUCCAUCGCGCGACGGGCAUUGAACGAGAAGGGGGUCUGUAGUGUUCUCCUCGCCUUUUUCUACUCUAUGUAUCCGUGGCUUGCGGGGAUAGUUCUCAAGGAAAUUGCGUGGCACGCGCACAGGCCACGCUCUCUCCGAGUCGUCGCGUGCCCGAGGUCGUCGCCGGUUUUCUAAAUAGCAAUCGAUCCGUUGAACGGCCGGAAUUGAUAAGCCUCUCUCAGGGAGACCUAGACCGAUCUGGGAACAGAGAUCACCGUCGUAUUUUUGUAGAAAUGGGUCCCUAGAGACUGGGGAUGUAUUAAUCGGCUCGGGUAUCCGAGUAGGGAGUAGCCGUUGUGUCUUUUUCGUCCUAACGGUCGCGGGUCUAGCGUAAUCGGGGGACGUAAAGUAUUCUAAUUCCCUAUAAACCUUGUUGAUCAUUAUCCGCGGAGUUAAGUGUAAGAUACGUAGGGGAGGGCGGUAUUGGAGAAGUUUGUAAAAUUUGUAAAAUUAUCUCGGAGGGUUGCGGGCGCUUCUUGUCUCUUAUUUGUAGACUCUUUAUUUCUUUUCCUCGGUUCUUCUAAUUUUUUUAUUAGGACGCGGAUCGUCCUUGUAAAGGCCUCGGGGCAGGCGACGACGAGGGGAGAUCCUACUACUCGUGUGAACUCGUGUGUAGGUCUAUAUAGAGAGAUGGUAUAUUUUUACAGGGCCUUCGCCCGCGUGAUAAAAGCUCUUCCUAACGAUUCGCUGAUAACGGAUGUUCAUUAGCUUAAAAUGUGAGGGGAAAAUAACAGAGGGGAAUGAAAACCGCUCUCGACGUUGGCGAGCAAAUGGCGAACUAUCGGGGCGCAAUUAGACCGGCCCUGCCAAUGGGUAACUUCCUAUUACCAUUUCUUUACCGUACCGUUCUUUUUUUUCCCCCCUUAUUUUCUGAAUAAUUCAAGAACUACUGUUCUUCUUCUCAACGUGUGUUGAAGUACAUAACUGGUUAUACAUAUAUAAAUAUGAAACACUGGGACGGGGUCACGCCGUAGCUUGGACGGUAUGAUUGCGCUUAAUCUGCAUUGUUAAUAACGUCGACAAGUCCAAUCAAUCAAAUGCAUUAAUUCGUAAAAUCUUACAGUGACGAUCUCCUAAUUUCCCUUGUUUUAUAAGUUCCAUUAGUGUCCGAGUUGUCGCCUUUUUUAGCAAUGCAAUUGGCUCGUCGAUCGGUUUUAAUAUUACUUGAGCGAACGAGCGAAACUAGGCCUUGAAAGGGCGCGAUGACAUUUGUUUGUCUCUUUUUUUGUUUUUUUUUCCUCUUGUAUAUUCAUUACUUUUUUUCUCUUUUCAUGCUCAUGUGAUCGCAGCUAGUCUAUUGCACGAAUGUGUGCAGCUUGCAGGAAAGAAUGCCACAUUGUUAUCGAACGAGCCUUUUCCCCAUAUAUAAUAUAUACAUACAUACUUAUAUUUAUCUCUCGACCCAUCCUAGGUUGACAAUUCGCAAUACGGUCGUCUCUGUAAAUAUCGCGAGACGAUCCCCUCGUGUGCUCGAGAGCGGCAAUAAUAUUUGCUUGUGUAAUCUGUGAUAUGUAUUUCUCUAAAAAAAAAAAAGAAAAAGAAAAAGAAAAAAGAAGAAAAAUAAUUAAAGAAAGGAAGGAAAGAGGGAAAGAACGUAAGAUCGCGCACGUGAUUGGGGUUUUCGAUUUUUCGUCUUUUUUCCCCCUUUUCUUUUCUCUUUUUUUUUUCUCUAUCUUUUCUUUGAGCAACUCUUCGGAGACACGGUGAGCUCUCGACCAGGAUGGAAGGGUGUUGAAAAUUAGCUCGCUAUUCGUAUUCACAUAUGUAUUUUCUUCCGUUUUGGAAAAGAAAAAAAAAGAGGACGAGGUUGGGGAUGAUUUGUUGUUGUUUUUAUCUUCGACUUUGAAGACAAUCCGCGGUUGCACUCGAUCGGCCAUCCGUGCGGAAAGUGAACGACGGACAUUACGGCUGAAUUCUUGUUAAUGUGCUGUCUCUUCUGUUUUCUUUUUAUUAUUUAUUUAAACUUGGUGGACUUGAUAAUUGCGAUGCACGAAUUUACAGAAAUUCUGUGAACCUCCCUCUGCACAGUUAAAAUUAACGCAACAUCUUGACAUCGCCAAUCCCCUGCGAUUGCAUUUGUAAGACCCUUCUAUCGGGUUUGGUUUUUUUUUCCUUUUUUUUUUUAAGGGUCACGUUCGUUUACUCGUCACCAAGUUGCGCUUAAUUUGUUGUAUUUAAUUAAAUGGGGUUACUUAGCGAGGUGCGUCCAAGCGAUCUAGUUUGACUGUUCGUUCGAUUUCUUAAAGACUAGCUCCCGUUCGCUACGACUGAAGGUCCGUUCUUCCAUGUAGCUUAUUCUAAACUACUUGACUAGGAGGCCGACGAGAGCCCUUUCUUAUAUCACUCUAGUGGUAGCUAAUCGUUAAGUUAACGCUAGGGUAUCGUUUAGCGGGAUAAUCCAAAAGCAAUACACCAGUUACGCCUGAUAUCGGAUGGAAUACUCUGCGAUCGGAUCGGUACGGCGAGGAAGCCGCAAACCUUUCGAACGUUUUCGCAGAACUUUGCGAGGAGUCAGCUGUUGGAGUUAACUUCGUUUUCUCGUUCUUUUUCUAUUCUCUUUUUUUUUUUUUUUUGGUAACGGCUAUUAGACCGAAUUUACGAAAAAUUUAGUAUAAUCCCUGUUGCUGGCUUCCACGGAUUAAUUCGACCUGUUGCCAAGUUGAGUUAGGCCUCGUUAAUAAGUGAACUCUCUAAAUUAUUCGCGUGGGUUGGAUUAACAUGAUUUAUAUUAAGAGGAAACUGUGCAAUUGGUUUCCGAAUAUGGCCCAUUUCUUCGACGGGACGACUCGCGGGGGGAAUUUUUAUUCGGUCAGAUUUUGACGAAAUUCGCUAAACGCAAUGUAUAUAAGUUUCAUUACACGUCGGAUCAUGCUCGUUAAUGAAUUGUCGAAGAGAUGGGGCACGUUCGAUUUUUCCUAUAAGUCUUUGUUUUUUUUUUGUUUUUUUUUCCUCUUCCAAUCGUUCCGAGCGGACGAAUGUUAAGAUUUGUUAAGCUGUACAAUCUUCAUCGCAAUCGCGCUGGAAAGCUUUCGUUAAGACUUGGUUUUAGAUUAAUUUGCUUUAACACGUUAGUUUAAGGGAAUUUAAUCAAGCUAAUAUAUUUUAUACGACCUGCUGGUUGCUGAGUUACUUUAAAGCUUGUUACGGGCGAACCUCAUAUUAUUCGCUCGAAUUGAUAAUUUAAGUGGAAACUGUGCAAUUGCUUUUCGAAUUGGACUCAUUUCUUCGGCAAUACUUAACGCGAGGAAUUUUUAUAAGAUCGAAGGGAGCUUUUAUGGAAGGUAAUUUCCUUUAUACCACGAUUGUCAAAAGUACUUGGCGAAGAAAUGCGGCACAUUCGAUUCCCUUAGCGUAAAGACUUAGACUUGAUCGUUUAAGAAAUCUCCAAGGGCGUUAUCAAUGCUCAAACUGCUGGCCGUUAUCACGAACUAAUAUUAUACUUAACGUUAAACCGGCCGUUUGAGCGUCAACGCUUGGCCUACCAAGCUCGCUGCAUAACUUGACUAGUUUCAUAAUUCACGACCAAAAACAAAGAGACAUGCGGUCGAGUCGAUCAGACAGCGGUUUCGGAAUUUAUACUCGACCAUGAAUUAAAUUGAAUUAAAGGGUGACUCGAACUUUUCCGGUAGAACCCAUCUCGUAGAUCUCUACAGGACCUUGGCCCUGGGGAAAGCGAGAAAGCUUAGGAAAGAUCUGUGGCGAAAGAAUAAGAAAUUUUGAAGAAGAAAAAAAAAUCACUGUUCAAAAGAAUCGACGCGACGAGAAAAACUCGCCAUGGGGCGGAAAUCUCAACGAAAGACCGGCUGAUUAAAGCGAGGCAUUAAAUUAAUUAACUUAUCCUACAGCGCCGCGACCCACGAAUUAGCUUUUAAAGUGACGUUUUAUGAGAGGAGAUGAAAGAAUUAACCACACACACCUAGCCACGGACAAUCAAAACGCGUGAAAGAGAGAGAUAGAGAGAGAGAGGACAGUGAUUUUGAGUUGCUUCCGUUGCGUGAUGUGCCAAACCCUAGGAACUCUUUUACUUUGCGAACGCGAACGUUUAUUGCUACUGAUUUUUAGCAAAUACAUCUAAA
Molecule: messenger RNA, 8084 nt
Organism: Orussus abietinus
Lineage: Eukaryota; Metazoa; Arthropoda; Insecta; Hymenoptera; Orussidae
Product: forkhead box protein N3
Exons: 8
Coding region: 1924-3660 (578 amino acids)
Biological process (GO): regulation of DNA-templated transcription
Cellular component (GO): nucleus
Molecular function (GO): cis-regulatory region sequence-specific DNA binding; DNA-binding transcription factor activity
Source: RefSeq, a predicted model, not a curated record